Xyrauchen texanus (razorback sucker) is the source of this 2849-nucleotide messenger RNA. RefSeq names its product tricarboxylate transport protein B, mitochondrial-like. The transcript is spliced from 9 exons. The coding region runs from base 170 to 1123 and encodes 317 amino acids. Lineage: Eukaryota; Metazoa; Chordata; Actinopteri; Cypriniformes; Catostomidae. The record is from RefSeq and is a predicted model, not a curated record. Gene Ontology annotation, biological process: mitochondrial citrate transmembrane transport.
CUGACGGUGAGCAAGUAAACUUUGCGCUGUCAAAUGAUCACAUCUGCCCGAGUGAGAGAGCCUGUUACUUCACUUAUGAGCCCCGUUUACUCUAGAUAUCGUACUUCAGCUGAGGAGGUGGUGUCGUCGGCUUGAGUUUGUCUGCAGACCCGGUUUAAAAACAAUCAAAAUGUCAGUGAACCCGAAAUUUGUGAAUCCUUUCAACAGACCGCACUGUUUAUCAGCUGCUGCGCCCGCGGGACAAGCCAAGCUCACACACCCGGGAAAAGCCAUUUUAGCUGGAGGGAUCGCCGGAGGUAUUGAAAUCUGCAUCACGUUCCCUACAGAGUAUGUGAAAACACAGCUACAGCUAGAUGAAAAGGCGAACCGCUCUCGAUAUAAAGGCAUUGUUGACUGUGUGAAGCAGACAGUGCACGGUCAUGGUGUGAAGGGUCUGUACAGGGGUCUGAGCUCUCUGGUCUAUGGAUCUAUUCCAAAAGCUGCCGUGAGGUUUGGCAUGUUUGAGUUCCUCAGUAAUAAGAUGAGGGAUGAGUCUGGUAAACUGGACAGCAGGCGGGGCUUAAUCUGCGGUCUGGGUGCAGGAGUGGCGGAGGCUGUUGUUGUGGUGUGUCCAAUGGAGACUAUAAAGGUGAAAUUCAUCCACGAUCAGACCUCAGCAAACCCAAAGUACAGAGGCUUUUUCCAUGGCGUGAGAGAAAUAGUCAGAACACAAGGACUCAAAGGAACAUAUCAGGGCUUGACAGCGACUGUGCUGAAGCAGGGCUCAAACCAGGCCAUACGAUUCUACGUAAUGACCGCUUUGAGAAACUGGUACAAAGGUGACAACCCCAAUAUGACUAUUAACCCCUUCAUAACCGGAAUGUUCGGAGCAAUUGCUGGAGCUGCGAGUGUGUUUGGAAAUACACCACUGGAUGUGAUCAAAACUAGGAUGCAGGGGUUGGAGGCUCACAAAUAUAAGAGCACUGUUGACUGUGCCAUCAAGAUCAUGAAGUACGAGGGACCGGCAGCAUUCUACAAAGGCACCAUUCCCAGGUUAGGCCGCGUGUGUUUGGACGUGGCAAUAGUGUUCGUUAUCUACGAGGAAGUGGUGAAAGUUCUUAACAAAGUGUGGAGGACUGACUAAUGGAGCUGGGAUACUGACCAAAUAUGGUGAUGGGCGGAGUCAGGCCAUUGUGACAUCAUACUGAUGUGGGAACAUUUACACAGGGGCCAAAGUACCAGCGUACAGCUGAUGACAAGUAACCAAGUCACUGGAAUGUACUUCAUUUCCAUAGUAUAAUCAAGAUUUCCCCAACUAAUGUGAGAAAGAUGCUAAAUACUUGAAAAUUAGACUAAAGAGAAAUCGUAUUUUAACCCUAGAUCCGAUUAUAAUAAUAGAUAUUUUUAAAACAGUAAAAAGUUUUAUGGAAAAUGUUGUUUUGAAACAUUUAAAGGUUGACUUUUGUUCGUGUUCUAGUUUGAACGAUUUGACGUUUUCUUAAGUGCAAUUUACCGGCAUUCGUUAUAUAUAUAUAUUCUAAUUUAGUUUUUGUUUAACGAAGGGCCUAAUUUGAACAGCAAUCCUGUGCAUCUUAGAAAAGAUCUUUUGAAUCAAAAGGUUCAAUUGAAUUGAAUCUUAAACAAAUAAAUAAUCAGCAUAGCUUUUCAUUUUAAGAUACACAUGUGUUUUAUACCCUAUAGUGGAACAUAUUUGACAUGCACUUUUGCAUUAUAGAUUUGGUCAUUCAGGUUUCGUGACUAUUUUAAGUGCCUAUAUUAAUAUACAUCCUAAUUGUUUUCUUCCUGUUUACAUGAUCAUUGCCAUAAAUGACAAAAAAAAUAUUUUAGCCUAUUUUUAAUAUUUACGCAUUUAAAUUUCAUAACAAAAUUCCGUCAAAUUAAAUUGCGCAAUCUUUAACCAAAUUCAACUAAUAAAGCGUAUUAAUUUAAUUUAGAUAUAUAUUACGCAAUUUGACGGAAUUCUAUUGAUUCAUAUUUCUAUAUGAAUUUUAUAUUCAGAUUUGUCCUGAUAUAAGAUCUGAAAUGAAUUGCACAAAUCACGCUGUGCAGAAACACUCCAACCUUUUAAAAACUGAACAGUAUUUAGCGUCACCAAAGACUCGGAUUACACUAGAAAUAAUGUUGACUUGUUUAGCAUGAUGAUGUAUUGUUUAACAGAUCUGGACAGAGACUCGUAAACGCUGAUCAUAUAUCAGCACAUGCCUUAAAUAUGUAUCAGUUUGGGUAUUUUUACGUUCCAUUGGUUGUGCUUUCCUACCUCAAAAUUAGCAAAAAUCUGUCUAGACCGGAAAUAGAUCUGAUACUGCUAAGAUCGCACAAAAGCUUUGAGGUCAAGUGGACAUCAUUUCUAGAGUAACACCGCAGACAUGUAACAAAUGGCAUUUGAAAUGUCCAUUAAGUGAAUUUAAAAUAUUGUGUUUCACAUUAGACUAGAGAGAUAGAGUGACUAGGUUAAAAGUACAAUAUUCAGAGUACGAUGUUUAUAACAUGUUCUGCCUCCUCAUCACGGGUGAUUUGGGAGAACUCAGUUUACACACUUGAUUGAUUCUCGAUAAGAACAUUUGUGCCUGUAGUUCUUCACUGAUGUAAUUGAGGGUUUUUAUCCUCGUCAUGUUGCUGCCAAAUCUGACAUAUUGUUUCUCUGCUUUUGUAAACGGAAUGUUUCGCUGAUCAAACGGAAAUUUACCGGAUUUUAUUUUGUGUUUGUGUAAAAGAAUUCCAAAUGAGGGGACUAAAAUAUGCAUUAAUUGCCGUGCUAAUGAAAAAUUGUAAUCUGUGAACAAUUGUAAUGUUCAAGGAAACAAUGUGCCUUCAGUUGUUGUUCUCGUUUAGAAUAAAUUAUGCUGAUU